AUGGGAAAAGGAGUAAUAGAUGUAGGAGAAGCUAAACCAUAUUUUGCAGUGGUGAUAUUCACAGUCUCACUCAUCAUUAUAUGUUCAAGAAAUUUUAAAUGGAUGCCAAUUGGUAGAGCUGCAACUGCUCUUGUUGGUUCUGUAAAUAUCAAAAAUAAUACUAUUAAUAUACCUGCAGAGGAAAUAGGGAGUGUUGUCAAUUGGGAUACAUUGAUAUUAUUAAUGUCAAUGAUGAUGUUGUGUAAUUAUAUGGAAAGAGCCAAUGUUUGGGACAUGGCUUCAAAGAUGUUGUUGUACAAGUGUCGAUCGAGUGUAGAAUUUAUGGUGCGAGUAUGUGCAAUCAGUGCAUCGAUGAGUGCCGUCUUGACAAACGAUACUGUAUGUGUCACUAUUACACCCAUUAUUAUACAAGCUUGCAAGUCUACCAAUCUACCAUUAUUCCCAUACCUCAUGGCAAUUGCUACGAGUGCCAACAUUGGCAGUGCAAGUCUGCCAGUUGGAAAUCCACAAAAUAUGAUCAUUGCAACUGCCUCUGGUGUCAAGUUUACCCUAUUUUUCAAAGUGUCCAUCGUUUCAAGUCUAAUUGGUGUCGUCAUCAAUACUGCACUACUCUAUCUAUACUUUAGAAAAGAGUUGUCUCGUCAUCAAUUAAAUUCCACCACUCCAGCCAUCGCUGAAUUGUACUAUAGUCAAGAUUUAAAUCAUAAAUUUAUUGAAAUGAAAGAACAAGAAGAAGAAACAGAAAAUAUCCAACUUCCUACCAAUAUUCCAAUUGAUUCUCCUUCAAUUCAAGUUUUAAUUGAUGAACAACAAGAAGAAGAGGAAGAAGAGAUGGAAAUUAAUUUAAAUCAUUCAAUGAAUCAUCUUUCAAAUAGUCGUGGUAGUGUCACAGGUAUUCAUAUUGACAAUAUAAAGAAGAAUAAGAAUCGAAUAGAAACCAUUAAAGAUCAAUUAAAAUAUGGAUUUAUAUUGAUUGAUAGAUAUAAAGCAGGAUGGAUAUCAAUAUUAAUUUUGGUUGGUUUUUUUGUUGGAUUUCAUAUGGGAUUUACAGUCAUGAUGGGAGUAUCUAUAUUAAUCCUUUUAGAGAGAAGGGAUAUUACAGAGGUACUCAAAUCAGUUGAUUGGGAAUUACUCGUAUUCUUUGGUGGACUAUUUAUCUUGGUCGAUGGUUUUGAUCGAGAGUUUUCAUCAUAUGCAUGGGAUUUGGUUGAACCAUGGGUUCCACUUACACCAAACGCCUUGAAAAUAUUUAUCUUUACCGUCAUGGUCAUGAUAUGUAGUAAUAUCUUGGGUAAUGUUCCACUCGUACUUGCACUAUGUCCAAGAUUCCUAGAAGCUUCUGCUCCUCCUUUUACAUGGUUACUUUUGGCUUUUGUUUCAACUGUUGCUGGUAAUCUAAUAGUAUCUGUUGGUGUUCCAUUAGUUGUAUUACUUUCCAAUUUAUAA
Molecule: messenger RNA, 1446 nt
Organism: Cavenderia fasciculata
Lineage: Eukaryota; Evosea; Eumycetozoa; Acytosteliales; Cavenderiaceae
Gene: arsB
Product: arsenite transport subunit B
Exons: 3
Coding region: 1-1446 (481 amino acids)
Biological process (GO): arsenite transport; transmembrane transport
Cellular component (GO): membrane
Molecular function (GO): arsenite transmembrane transporter activity
Source: RefSeq, a predicted model, not a curated record